Molecule: messenger RNA, 450 nt
Organism: Lichtheimia ornata
Lineage: Eukaryota; Fungi; Mucoromycota; Mucoromycetes; Mucorales; Lichtheimiaceae
Exons: 2
Coding region: 1-450 (149 amino acids)
Source: RefSeq, a predicted model, not a curated record
AUGAAGGUCAUUGCACCUUCCCGAGCACCUCGCGAUGGCAACAUCUCAUCCGACAUUUUCAAAGCUUGGACACCUCAGUCCGUUUUAUUUUCGUUGCCGCAACUAUCCUUUGAACGACGCAGUAAGGCCUAUGCUGAGAUUGAAUCGCAAAUCGGCGAAGUGCAGGGUUUUCGACAUAUUAGCGCAUAUAAUGUCCGUUCUCGCCGAGAUAUGCUGAUCGAAGCAAAAUUCGUCAGCCCAGACCAUGCCACGAAGGCCAUUGAGGAGGGUAUCACUGUGAAUGAGAUCAUCUACAAAGCAUCCCCCACUGUAUCUGGCUCAGAAAACCCUUUGAUUCGAGUACAGCUCAGCCUACUCCACAUCGACAGUGACCAAGCCAUCCGAGAUGAUUUGCUUUCAUCACUCAGCUAUUAUGGCAUGGUUCUGAGUGGUCCCCACGUUGGCUACUAG